This is a messenger RNA of Mobula hypostoma (lesser devil ray), 2134 nucleotides long. RefSeq names its product forkhead box A1 (gene foxa1). Gene Ontology annotation, biological process: cell differentiation; anatomical structure morphogenesis; regulation of transcription by RNA polymerase II. Bases 27 to 1283 code for a protein of 418 amino acids. Gene Ontology annotation, molecular function: DNA-binding transcription factor activity, RNA polymerase II-specific; RNA polymerase II cis-regulatory region sequence-specific DNA binding; transcription factor binding. Lineage: Eukaryota; Metazoa; Chordata; Chondrichthyes; Myliobatiformes; Myliobatidae. The transcript is spliced from 3 exons. The record is from RefSeq and is a predicted model, not a curated record.
CAGGAGAUAUUUAAGGUACAGUGAAGAUGGAAGGACACGAAGCUUCCGAGUGGAGCAAUUUCUACGGAGAACCACAGGAGGCCUAUUCGUCGGUGCCGGUGAGCAGCAUGAACCCGGGACUAGCGAGUACCUACAUGAGCAUGAACACCAUGGGCUCCGGCAGCAACAUGACCUCCGGCUCCUUUAACAUGACCUACGGGAACCCGGCCAUCGGCGCCGGCCUCAGCUCCGGCAUGGGCGGCAUGGCCGGCGGCGGGCCGGCAAUGGGUGCCGGCAUGACGGCGAUGGGCGCGGCUAUCAGUCCCGGCCUCAGCGGCCAGCAGGCCUCGCUGAACGGCCUGAGCCCAUACCCGGGCAUGAGCCCCAUGGCUUACCCGCAGGCCAACGUCAGCCGACCCCGCGACGCCAAGAGCCUGCGCCGUACCUACCCGCAUGCCAAGCCGCCCUACUCCUACAUCUCGCUCAUCACCAUGGCCAUCCAGCAAGCGCCUAGCAAGAUGUUGACCCUCAGCGAGAUCUACCAGUGGAUCAUGGAGCUCUUCCCCUACUAUCGGCAGAACCAGCAGCGCUGGCAAAACUCCAUUCGCCAUUCGCUCUCCUUCAACGACUGCUUCAUCAAGGUGGCGCGCUCGCCCGACAAGCCCGGUAAGGGCUCGUACUGGAGCCUGCACCCGGACUCGGGCAACAUGUUCGAGAACGGCUGCUACCUGCGGCGCCAGAAGCGAUUCAAGUGCGACAAGAAGGCUUCGCUGAAGGCGGGCCCGGACGGGCCGAGGAAGGACGAAGAGACGGCGGUCGGCUCACCGCCCCCGGCUGGAAACAACAGCGCCGGCGGCCGGACCCGUAACCGAGUUGAGCCCAAUCCAGACACGGCGCCCCGCCUCGACCUCAAGUGCCAGGCGCCGGCGGCGAGCUCGACCUCGGCAAUCGGCGGCGCCCUGGGCCCGCAGUCCUCUCACGCACCCCCGCUGUUACAGCCCUUGAGCCACGUGUCGGUGGCGGCCGAGCCGCCGCAGCUUCACCAGCUGAAGGCGGACCCGCACUACUCGUUCAACCACCCCUUCUCCAUCAACAACCUCAUGUCUUCCGAGCAGCAGCAUCACCACAAGAUGGACUUGAAGGCUUACGAGCAGGCUAUGCACUACUCCGGCUACGGCAGCAGCAUGACCAGCGGGCUGCCUCUCGGCUCCGUGGGCAAGAACGGCAUGGAGCCCUCGAUGCUGACCAGCGAAGCUUCCUACUACCAAGGUGUGUAUUCCAGACCUGUUCUCAACACUUCUUAGUCACGAAGCUAAACCCGUCCCGCAAUUGUAAUGACAAACACUUUUCCCGCAUUGGGAUUGCUAAUAAAUGCACCCCGUGUGCAAGGACUGUUACUUUGUAACGUUAAUAUGUAUAGAAACUGUGGAAGUGUAAAGUAGCUGCAAUGUUUGCCGAUGAAUCACGGUUGUAUAUAUCGCAGACACCUGCAGAAUGUAUUUAAUAUUUUUCAGACGUGCUGUAAGAUUUUAGAAUUCGUUGUGAUAUAUUGUUCUCCGUGUCCACUCAACGUUCCCAGUAGCUGCACAGAAGUUGGUUCAAGACUUGAAAAGAUGAGCGUGCGGGUGGUAGUAAUCAACUAAACGGGCUGCUUGGAGAAAAUAAUUAUAUCUUAAUUUUAUGAAACUGCUGUUUCACAGUUUUUUGGAUGCUGUACAGUUUUAAUGAGCCUGGAAGACUGUUUCUUGACUCGGUUUGCAUGAUUUCAACUUUUGCGAAUAAAUUUUUAAAAAGCGGGUUUAUUGUAAAAAAUGAACCAAAUGUUACCUGCAUCAGGAACCUCGAAAAGUUACCUUUUUAUCGUUCGACAAUGACUUUUAAUUAUAAUUUCUACUCGGUGUGUAUGCACUUUCCCCCCCUCGUGUUUAGCUGUCUAGAAAUGUCGGUGUUAGUAAAUAGCCAGGCGGGUUCUUACAGCUUUUCUCAAUGUGCCUAAUUUAUUGCAUGGUCAACUCUAGGUCCUUUAUAGUCUUACGUUGUUUAAAAAUAAUAAUACAAAUUACAAAUGGAAUUUAAGGAGUUGUUAAUUUUGUAUUUGUAAUUCUAUGAAAAUAAAAUUAUUUUGAUUUGAUGAGAAAAUAAAAGGAUAAUUCGC